Molecule: messenger RNA, 909 nt
Organism: Drosophila kikkawai
Lineage: Eukaryota; Metazoa; Arthropoda; Insecta; Diptera; Drosophilidae
Gene: RPA2
Product: Replication protein A2
Biological process (GO): DNA replication; double-strand break repair via homologous recombination; nucleotide-excision repair
Cellular component (GO): nucleus; site of double-strand break; DNA replication factor A complex
Molecular function (GO): single-stranded DNA binding
Source: RefSeq, a predicted model, not a curated record
UACGGUCGUACUAUUAUAAUAUAUUUGGCGCGUUUUGUUUUUUAUUUGCGGCGUCUUGUAAAAUUAACCAAAAACUCCAUUCCCAAGCAACAAACUGCUACAAAAUGAAUGAUUCGUUUGGAGAUUUCAAUGCCACUCAAACGGCGUCGACUGGGGCCGCCAGCAACCAAAAGGGAGAGGGCAUUAUACCGCUGGUGAUUAAGCAGAUUGUGGAUGCCCCCGAGGGCAAUAUUGAGAUGUUCGGCAUGCAGUUCGGCAUGGCCAGUGUGGUGGCCAUUGUGCGAAACGUGGAGACUUCCUCGACAAAGAUAACGUACACCCUGGAGGAUCACAGCGGCCGGAUUGAUGCCCACUAUUGGUUGGAGGAGGGCGACGCUCUCAAGGCACCUGAGGUGAUGGUCAACAACUAUGUAAAGGUGUAUGGCACCACACGGUCGCAGGCGGGCCAGAAAACUCUGAUGGUGUUCAAGCUACUGCCUGUACUGGAUCCCAACGAGGUAACCACCCACCUGCUGGAGGCUCUCAAUGCCCGCUACAAGGCGGAGGACUACCAGAGCAAGGGUGGCGCUGCUGAGGCAGUUUCAUCGGGCUCCGGCUCCAUGGCCGACUUCACCGCAUCGCAGAGCAAUGCCAUUGUCAGUGGGCUGGAUCCCAAGCAGCAGGCAGUCUUCCAAGCCAUCAAGAGCAACGUGUCCGAGGAGGGCAUUGGUCGCAAGGAGCUUAAGGCCAAGUUUUCGCACAUCAGUGAUUCCGAGUUGACAAACAUUCUGGAUUUUAUGAUUUCCGAGGGUCACAUUUACUCCAGCAUUGAUGCAGAUCACUUUAUUUGCACCAUGUAAAUCGAAUAUCAAACCUGCAAAAAAAUGUUACUCUUAAAAUGCGUAUUAAAAAGAUUAGUUUUAUAAAAAA